AUGUCGCUGAGAGCUUUGAUCAAAAAACUUGAAGUCCCUCAUGAGGGCGGUAUUGUUCCUGAUCGAUGGAUCAACAACGACAUUAAACCCAUCGAGAAAGAACGUAGGACAUGGAACUUUUGGACCUUCCACAAUCUUUGGGUUCUAACCAACACCAACAUCUCGACAUAUAUGGUUGGGAGUUCCAUGAUUGCAUUGGGUCUGACAUGGUGGCAAGCCAUUAUUUCCAUCAUCGUGGGAGCGAUCAUCUCUACAACUUUUGUCGUCUUCAACUCGUUACCUGGCGCAUACUAUCACAUCGGAUUUCCUGUGCUCAACCGAUAUGUCUGGGGUCUCUACGGGAGCUCUUUUGUCAUCUAUAACAGAAUCCUUCUAUCCUUGGUGUGGUAUGCCGUUCAGUCCUGGAUUGGCGGUCGAUGCGUCUAUGUUUGCCUCGAAGCGAUAUGGCCUAAUCUUGAGGAACGCAUCCCCAACCACAUUCACGCCUCGGGCUUGACCACGGCCACUUUUAUGACGUAUAUCAUAUUUUGCGUCCUGUCUCUUCCACUGAUCUGGAUUCGUCCUCAUAAGCUGAAACCACUCCUGGUCUUUGGCGUCGCCAGUAUUUUCGUCUACUUCUUUGUGGUGCUCGUUUGGGCACUCGCAACGAUGGAAGGAUUUGGGGAGAUCAUAUCAAGUAAACCAGCCCUACAGGAUUUCUCAAAAGGCUGGACAAUCUGUUAUGCAAUCAUCAGCGCAAUCGGUGGCAUUGCAGCGGGUAUCUUGAAUCAAGCCGAUUAUGCUCGAUUCGCAGAACGCCCACGAUAUGCAUGGUACGGUCAAAUUGCUGCUGCGGCUCCGUACUCUAUCAUCAGUUCGGUGAUCGGAAUUCUGGUUACUGCAGCUACUCAGCGACGAUAUGGUGCACCCAUCUGGAGCUUGCCGGAUCUCAUGAUUGCUAUGAUGCAUGCGGGCGGUUCUCGGUCCCGAGCUGCUGGGUUUUUUGCAGGUGUUGCCAUGAUCAUUUCCCAAUGGGGUAUCAAUGUCCCUGGAAAUGCCCUGUCUGGUGGUUUCGACCUUGCCGCAACUUUUCCGACUUUUAUCAACAUUCGAAGAGGCGCCUAUAUCACAGCAGCUUUAUCCGUGGUUGUUAAUCCUUGGCAGUUGUUGGCCACGGCCUCGACUUUCCUCAAUGUACUGUCGAGCUACUCGGUAUUUUUGGGCCCGAUGAUCGGAUUGAUGAUUUCUUCGUACUAUGUCGUUAACAAACAGAAGAUAAAGGUGGAUGAUCUGUUCUACGGAGACAAGAAUAGCAUUUAUUGGUACACUUGGGGUAUCAACUGGCGUGCACCACUGGCGUGGGUAUUGGGUGUUUGGCCAUCAAUGCCAGGAUUUGUCGCAGCCGUGAGCCCCGGUAUCAAGGCACCCAUCGGGUGGACUCACCUGUACUAUAUCAGCUUCUUGGUGGGAACAGCCAUUUCAGCCUUGGCCUUUGUUGCUCUUCACCGUUUCUUCCCUGUAAGGGGCAUCCAAGACUAUGUCAACUCGGCACCUUCGCGCCGAAUAGUCCAGUCCGAGUAUCGAGCGAAAUGGGACGGCGAAGAGAUUGCCAAUAUCUAUCACCGUCCCAAGGAGGAUGAGAUGGUGGUUGAACAGUUCCCCCACAAUAUCUAA
Messenger RNA from Exophiala bonariae, 1653 nucleotides. RefSeq lists its product as uncharacterized. Gene Ontology annotation, molecular function: nucleobase transmembrane transporter activity. Gene Ontology annotation, biological process: transmembrane transport; nucleobase transport. The record is from RefSeq and is a predicted model, not a curated record. Bases 1 to 1653 code for a protein of 550 amino acids. The transcript has 3 exons. Gene Ontology annotation, cellular component: plasma membrane. Lineage: Eukaryota; Fungi; Ascomycota; Eurotiomycetes; Chaetothyriales; Herpotrichiellaceae.